This is a messenger RNA of Darwinula stevensoni, 1445 nucleotides long. NCBI's taxonomy places the organism in Eukaryota, Metazoa, Arthropoda, Ostracoda, Podocopida, Darwinulidae. The record is from the annotation of a GenBank genome assembly.
GACGAGUGUCCCUCUUUUCUUUCGCGCUGACGCCAUUUCGUUCAGAUAAGCUGGAUUACCUCCGGAUAAGGUGGAUUACCUGCGGAUAAGGUGGAUCACCCGUGGUGCGCCGUGGAAACACCCGGCGAGACAGAAACAAGAAGGCAUCGAAAGGAUGUGAAGUGUCGCAAACGAUGACGGCCAGCAGCGGAAGUGAAGCCGGCACCCGGUGCUCCUUCCUCGUGUUCCUCGGGAAGGACCGGCACCCGUCGCUCAUCCACGAGACGGCUCCCCUCCCGUCGCGUCGCGACCUGGAAGACGGCGAGCUGCUCUUAAAGAUGGAGACGGCGACGAUCUGCGGAUCCGACCUGCGAACUCUGACGGGACAACGCACUCAACCCACUCCCAGCAUCCUGGGCCACGAAGGCGUGGGUCGCGUGUUGUCGUCGAAGAGGGAAGGCGUGGAUCCCGGGACGAGAGUCACCUUUUCCACCAUCGACGCCUGCUUCGAAUGCCACGCGUGCCUCGCGGGUCUCCCUCAGAAAUGCCCACAUCUUCUCAAGUACGGCGAAAGGAAGAUUCAAGAAAAUGGGGGUCUAAGUGGCUGUUUCUCGACUCACGUCUUGGUGCGGAAGAGGACCCGGAUCGUGGCCGUUCCCGAUCUCAUCCCAGAUCCAGCGGCCGCUACCUUGAAUUGCGGCAUGGCCACGGCGGUCGGGUGCCUGCGGAAGGCCAUCGCCACUUUCCUCCCUCGUCUGAAUUCCGCCAGGGCCUGCGUCCAGGGACUCGGACUCGUCGGGGUCUAUAGCUGCAUGUAUUUGAGAGAGGCGGGGUUCUCGGAGGUCCUGGCCUGCGACAAGAACGACGCGAGACUCCAGAUGGCUUCCCAUUUCGGCGCUACCCGCCUAUUCCGACAAGAUUGGAGGAAAGAAGAGGAGGAGGACGACGAAGGAGUGGAUCUGGUGGUGGAGACGAGCGGAGACCCGAGGGCGGUGGAGGAAGGACUGGCCAUGCUGAAGCCCGGCGGGGUGUACCUGCUGAUCGGCACCGGACAUUCCGAUGCUCUCUUCUCGCUCAGUGGGGAGGACAUUCUCAGUAAAUGUCUCACCAUCACGGGGAUGCAGAAUUGCAGACCAGAGGAUUUGGACGAGGCUGUCAGGUUCCUGGAGAAGACAAUCGGCACCUAUCCGUAUGAAAAAUUAUUCAGUCCUCCAUUCCCUCUGCAUCAGUUUCAGGCACUUUGGAGAGGCCUGGAGCAAACCUCUAUGACUGUUAUGCUCCCCUACCGGAGACCUUGUCGUCGACUCCUUCGGCCCGGCUGCAAUGCAUCAGAGUUCAUCAUCUGUUGGGCUGUGACAGUUCACAAGGCCAUAUGUAUCUCCAUCUUUACUGAGAUUCCUCUAUCUCAGUACCCCAAGGAGAGGAGCCUUCAUUACCAGAACUUUUGCUGGAUGAUCAUGGGCUAG